AGUUCAUAUACGAAUAUCGUUUAAUUAUCAUCACCGGUAUAUUUUAAUUCGGAUGCAAAAAUAUCAGAUAAAAAAAAAAAUACUCUUACGACUAGACGGCUAGCCAAUUUGUAAACAAAAAAUAAUAGUAGCAGCUAAAAAAAAUUUUUAAUAAUUGGCCGGCUACGAUUGAAGUGUUUGUUUGUAUGAGCAUAUGUAAAAAGUGGCAGUGGAGUGGUAUAGUGCUUUUUGGUGAAGUUGAUUUAUUUUACUUUGAGGAAAGUUAAUUCUAAAAUAAAGAAAAUUGGCUAUCUUUAAGGUUUUCAAUUUAAAUAUAAUAAAAAUAGUUAGAAAUUUUAGUAAAAUGUCUAAAACAAAAGAAUUUAAAAGAUUGCCAAAGAAUGUUCUACCAAAACAUUAUAAUUUGGAAUUAACACCAGAUCUUGAAGCAUUUAAAUUUAAAGGACGAACCUCAAUUUCUAUAGAUAUAUUAGAACGUACAAACCAAAUUACUUUAAAUGCUUUGGAUAUUGAAAUUUCUAAAGCAACCAUUGCUUUGUCUGAUUUAAUCGUUGAAACAAAAAAUAUUGAGUUUUCAACUGAAAAUGAAACUGCCACUGUUACGUUUGAAAAAGAACUUCCAGUUGGAAAAGGAGAAUUGAAUUUUGUCUUUAAUGGUGAAUUAAAUGAUAAAAUGAAAGGAUUUUAUCGCAGCAAAUAUUUUACGCCCAGUGGUGAAGAACGUUAUGCUGGUGUUACACAAUUUGAAGCUACUGAUGCACGACGUUGUUUUCCAUGUUGGGAUGAACCGGCUUGUAAAGCUACUUUUGAUAUAACUUUAGUUGUAUCACAAGACCGUGUUGCAUUAUCAAAUAUGCCAGUAAAGAAAGAAGAAGCAUUAGAAAAUGGUUUAAGAAAAGUUGAAUUUGAUAGAACACCAAUUAUGUCAACUUAUUUAGUGGCCGUAGUUGUUGGUGAAUAUGAUUUUGUUGAAGGGAAAUCAAGUGAUGGUAUUUUGGUACGUGUAUUUACACCAGUCGGAAAAAAAGAACAGGGAUUAUUUGCAUUAGAAGUUGCAACAAAAGUUUUGCCAUAUUAUAAAGAUUAUUUUAAUGUUGCUUAUCCUUUACCAAAAAUGGAUUUAAUAGCAAUAGCUGAUUUUUCAGCUGGUGCUAUGGAAAACUGGGGACUAGUAACCUAUAGAGAAACUUAUUUGCUAGUUGAUUCAGCAAAUACAUCAUCUAUUAGAAAACAAUCUAUUGCUUUAACUGUUGGCCAUGAAAUAGCACAUCAAUGGUUCGGAAAUUUAGUUACAAUGGAAUGGUGGACUCACCUUUGGUUGAAUGAAGGUUAUGCAUCGUUUGUUGAGUUUUUAUGUGUAAAUCAUCUAUUUCCCGAGUAUGAUAUAUGGACUCAAUUUGUAACUGAUAUGUAUACCAGAGCUUUGGAAUCAGAUUGUCUUAAAAAUUCACAUCCUAUAGAAGUGCCAGUAAAUCAUCCGUCUGAAGUUGAUGAAAUAUUUGAUGAAAUUAGUUAUAAUAAGGGAGCUAGUGUUAUUCGUAUGCUUCAUCAUUAUAUUGGUGAUGAAGAUUUCCGAAAAGGAAUGAAUAUUUAUUUAACAAGACAUCAAUAUCAAAAUACGUGUACUGAAGAUUUAUGGAACGCAUUACAGGAAGCAAGUAGUAAACCAGUGGCUGCCGUUAUGUCUACUUGGGUAAAACAAAUGGGCUUUCCAGUUGUUUCAGUUAAAUCUGAACAAAAAGGCAAUCAACGUGUUUUAACUUUAUCUCAGUCCAAAUUUAUGGCUGAUGGCUCCAAAAGUACUGAUGAAUUUUGGAUGAUUCCGAUCGCAAUUUCAACAGCAAAAGCGCCCGGAGAAAUUGCCAAAAAUUUCAUAUUAGAUGAGAGAUCCAAAAUUAUUACACUUGAUGAUAUAAGUGAGAAUGAUUGGAUUAAAAUUAAUCCUGGUACUGUUGGAUAUUUCAGAACAAGUUAUACUUCUGAAAUGCUCUUACAACUUAUUCCAGCUGUUAAAAGCAUGCAACUGCCUGCAUUGGAUCGAUUGGGUUUAAUUGAUGAUUUGUUUGCAAUGGUUCAAGCUGGUCAAGCUAAAACCGCUGAUGCACUGAAACUAAUUGAUGCCUACCGGAAUGAAACAAAUUAUACAGUUUGGUCAUCUAUUACAAAUUCAUUAUGUAAAUUGCAAGUUCUUCUGUCGCACACUGACUUGGUUGAAAAUUUCAAUAGAUAUGGUGUAAAUCUUUAUAAACCUAUAGCUGAUCGCCUUGGUUGGGAUGCCAAAGAAAAUGAAUCGCAUUUGGAUACAUUACUUCGUAGCUUGGUAAUUAACCGGUUAGUUUCAUUUAGAUGUCCUAAGAUUUGCGAAGAAGCCAAGAGAAGAUUUAAAGAACAUGUAGAAAAUGUUAAAGUUUUACCAGCUGAUUUGAGAUCUGCAUGCUACAAAGCGAAUCUCCAAGACGGUGAUGAAAAAACAUAUGAAGAAAUGCUAAAACUUUACAGAUCAACAGAUUUGCAUGAGGAAAAAGAUCGCAUUUCGCGAGCUUUGGGUUCCAUUAGAAAUAUUGAAAUUUUAAAAAAAGUUAUAGAUUUUGCAAUGUCUGAUGAAGUACGUGCUCAAGAUUCAGUAUUUGUAAUAGUCGCGGUUGCAAUGAAUGCAAAAGGACGUGAUAUGACUUGGGAAUUCUUUAAACAAAAUUCUGAGAAACUUCUACAACAAUAUCAAGGAGGGUUCUUGUUAGCACGGCUAAUCAAAUAUUUAACAGAAAAUUUUGCUUCAGAAGAGCGUGCCCUGGAAGUUGAAGAGUAUUUUAAAACAAAUGAAUUUCCAAGCACAGAAAGAACUGUUUCACAAUCUAUUGAAACAAUACGACUGAAUGCUGCCUGGUUGAAUAGAGACUUAGAUUCAACUAAAGAAUAUUUAUUGCAACAAUAAUUUUUAUACAAAACGUUUCCAAAUACAUAGCUUAUAUGUUUGAUUACAGCAGAUAUAAAAUCCAAAUCAUUAUACAUAUAAAAAGAAAAAAAAAAAUUAUACCAAAGUUUAAACAUCAAUCACAAACAAACAAAAAAAAAAAAAUAAAAUAAAAAAUAAAAUACAAUGCAUACAUUCUUUUUUUUAAGUUGCUGCACACUAUUAGAAAUGUUUAUUGUUAAAUUCAAAACUUAUCGAUCGCAAUCAUUCACUUCUCAUUUAAAAAUUUUGUAAUGCAAAUUUUACUAUAAAUAGGUGUUUGUAUUUACGUUUUUCAUCAUAAUGAAGGAAUAAAGUAUUUCAUUUACAAUUUCUAAG
This is a messenger RNA of Condylostylus longicornis, 3289 nucleotides long. RefSeq names its product puromycin-sensitive aminopeptidase (gene Psa). NCBI's taxonomy places the organism in Eukaryota, Metazoa, Arthropoda, Insecta, Diptera, Dolichopodidae. Gene Ontology annotation, biological process: proteolysis; peptide catabolic process. The transcript has 6 exons. The record is from RefSeq and is a predicted model, not a curated record. Gene Ontology annotation, molecular function: zinc ion binding; metalloaminopeptidase activity; peptide binding. The coding region runs from base 344 to 2932 and encodes 862 amino acids. Gene Ontology annotation, cellular component: cytoplasm.